Molecule: messenger RNA, 501 nt
Organism: Aspergillus thermomutatus
Lineage: Eukaryota; Fungi; Ascomycota; Eurotiomycetes; Eurotiales; Aspergillaceae
Exons: 1
Coding region: 1-501 (166 amino acids)
Source: RefSeq, a predicted model, not a curated record
AUGGGCCUCACGGCACUGAUGCUGGCACACGCCGAACCAGCCCGCAUCCUCAGUUUCAUCAGUAUCAAGGGCAACCUCGCGCCGGAAGAUUGUUUCCUGAGUCGGCAGAUCUUCACGCACCCGGGGGACUCUGACGAGGAGUUUCUUGCGCACUUUAUCGAGCGGACGCGUCGUCGCCAUCGCUCAGGAACGGGCUGUAUGCUGCUAGUCUACCUGCUCGAGUCCAUGCUGGGGUUGUCAGAGGCAUCUUCGCUUCCAUGGUGGAGUUGUCGGAUUCGGAACGCUGAAGGAGAAGUUCUUGGCGCUUCCGUGUCCGAGGAUGUUCAUGUUUGGCGAGCAGAACCGUGGCUUGUCGUAUCUUGGGGAGUUGAGGGAGGAGGGGGUUGGGUUAGCGGAGAUUCCGUUCAGUGGGCAUUUUCCUAUGUAUUCGAAUCCCCCGGAGAUGUGGAGGCGGAUUUUCGCGUGUUUGGGGAAGGGCUUAUAGACUAUACCCUGUACUAG